Molecule: messenger RNA, 1802 nt
Organism: Exophiala oligosperma
Lineage: Eukaryota; Fungi; Ascomycota; Eurotiomycetes; Chaetothyriales; Herpotrichiellaceae
Exons: 1
Coding region: 23-1786 (587 amino acids)
Source: RefSeq, a predicted model, not a curated record
GCCAUUCAUCGUCCUCCUCAACAUGGCCACCACCAACGGGUCUACUAGAAAGCGCAUCGUCAUAUGCUGCGAUGGAACAUGGAUGGACAGCGACGGUGAUUAUCAAACGCCGAGCAACGUCACUCGAAUCGCCCGCGCCAUUCCACCAGUGGGAUUCGACAAGACCGUCGAUCCACCACAGGCCAUCCACCAGGUCGUCUUUUAUCAAAACGGCGUGGGCACGGGGGACAAUUCACUCUACAACAGGUAUGUCGGCGGUGCCACGGGUGAAGGGCUGGCCGAACACAUCCGAGAAGCUUACAGCUUCGUCGCCCUGAACUACAACGAAGGGGACGAGAUCUUUAUAAUUGGCUUCUCGCGUGGAGCCUUCACGGCCCGGUCGAUCUCGAGCUUGAUCAACGCCGUCGGACUGCUGACGUCCAAAGGCCUGGAGUAUUUUGUCCAGGUGUUUGAGGAUUGGGAGUUUCAGCAGAAAAAGGACUUUGUGACCAAGUGGCCCAACGUCCCAUUUUCCGGGCACAAGCCGCCCGUCACCGAUCCGCACUACCAACGGCAGUUGAUAGACAAAAACCUCACGAGGCCAAACAUCAAGAUCAAGUGCGUCGCCGUCUGGGACACGGUCGGUGGCUUGGGCAUUCCCAUGAUAGGUCUCCUCCCGCAACCUCCUAGCCGUGACUUUGCCUUCGUCGACACGCGAGUCGAGUCCAACAUCGAGUACGCGUUCCAGGCGCUGGCUCUCGACGAGCACCGCCGCGCCUACUCCCCGACCAUCUGGGACUGGCCGAGUGUCGAGCCCAACGAGCUCAAAGUCCUCAAACAGACCUGGUUCCCGGGAGUGCACAGCGACAUAGGCGGGAGCUACGACGACACGGCUCUGGCCAACCUCACGCUGGCGUGGAUGGUGUCGCAGCUCGACCCGAUCCUGACCGUCGACCAUGCCUACGUCUUUGCGCUGAUCGAGCCGCAGCAGCACCCGGGGAUAGGCAUCCCACGAGGCCAUCUGACCUUUACUCACGAAGGGUUGCCGAAACGCGUAGAAAACACCGCGCCGCACCCCGGCCGACCCUGGGGCAUGGGCAAGAUUCACAACAGCAUGACGGCAUUUUUCCGCUUGGGGGGUUCGCGCAUCCGCACGCCGGGGGAGUACCGCGAGGCCGAACUCCCUUCCCAACAGCACGGUACGCUCAUCUGGAUGUUUCGCAAGAUCGGCGGCAGGUUGUUUGGUGGUUUACUGAACGACGAAAACACCAAACGGCCCAGACUUCAUAGGACCAACGAGACCAUCCACGCCAGCGUGCGCAUCCGCCGCGGCAAGCACGGUUUUGGGUAUGACGACAAGGGCACGUACGACCCGCCAGCCCUCAAGGGUUGGAUGCUCCACGGUACCGAGACGAACCCGGACACGCCCAUCGCCCUCAACGCCCCAGGGCAGGUGGGCAAGAUGACGGGUGUCGUGUACAAAAAGGCAGUGUUCCCGGAAGUUCUCGAGAGUGGUGGAAAGGACAAGAAACGGGCGAGAGUGAAAGUUCUCGACGACCAUGACAAAAAGGAUACGCUCGAGUUGCGCGAAGAGCCUUUGGGUGCCUUUGAACGCCAGAUCCUUCAACUAUGGCCCGAUAUCCAGAGAGAUUUUGACAAUAUCGGGGCAGAAGGUGCGAGCGUCGAUCGGGCUCAGACCUAUCCCGUACAUCAACGUGCCGGGACACCUGGGACGGCCGGUGGUUUGAACGGAUUGAGCGUGCAUACAAAACUCAAUCAGCCUGGUAGGAGGAGCGAAACGACGUGAAGAGACUUCUUGCUUG